Messenger RNA from Hippocampus zosterae (dwarf seahorse), 2842 nucleotides. RefSeq names its product mitochondrial basic amino acids transporter (gene slc25a29l). The coding region runs from base 538 to 1440 and encodes 300 amino acids. The record is from RefSeq and is a predicted model, not a curated record. Gene Ontology annotation, biological process: mitochondrial L-ornithine transmembrane transport. Gene Ontology annotation, molecular function: high-affinity L-arginine transmembrane transporter activity. The transcript has 3 exons. NCBI's taxonomy places the organism in Eukaryota, Metazoa, Chordata, Actinopteri, Syngnathiformes, Syngnathidae. Gene Ontology annotation, cellular component: mitochondrion.
AAUUCACACCGUCACUGACCAGUUAAUACCCAGCCAAUUCUACAUUCUCAUUCAUUGACACCCACAUCACUCACCAGGCUAGGCCCCUCUUUUAAAGCAUCACUCAUCGAUACCACAGAGAAAAACGUGAUGAUGGCAACACCAAGAUGACAAAAACACUGCGCCUGUGCCUCACAUGCACCGUUUUGUGUGGAAUGCUAAAUCAAUUUUUAGUGGAUUAAUUGGUGUAUAGUUGAUCUAAAUAAAUAUUUGAUGGCUUCAACGCAAUAAAUAAUAUAUUCAGUAUUUGCCGCGGGCCUUUAAAAACACACACACACAACAGCACAAAGCCACUCAUAUCUCCCGGGCCGUAGUUUGGACACCCCUGCGUUUUGUCCUGUCUUGAGAUGUACACAACUUGUUAUAAAUAAAUAACAAACAAGAAAAAAACACGCAUCUACACACACCCCAAAAAAAAUCCUAAUUUUGCACGUAUGCAAUAGUUUUUUUUAUCCUGUUUGCUUGCUUGUUUUCCCUUGAGCACUGGUUUACAUUGUGAUGUGUCAUCAUGAUAAUGAUGCUUACACGAGUCGGUUUGGUCCUCAGGUGCGGCUUCAGGUUCAAAAUGCGGACAAGCCUCUCUACCGUGGCACAUUACAUUGCUUCCAGUCCAUUGUGCGCCAGGAGUCGACGUUGGGUCUGUACAAAGGCCUGGGCUCUCCGAUGAUGGGCCUCACCUUCAUCAACGCCAUCGUGUUCGGCGUGCAGGGCAACGCCAUGCGCAAGCUGGGCCGCGACACGCCUCUGAACCAGUUCCUGGCGGGCGCCUCGGCGGGCGCCAUCCAGUGCGUCAUCUGCUGCCCCAUGGAGCUGGCCAAAACUCGCAUGCAGAUGCAAGGCACAGGGGAGAAGAAGUCCAAGAGGAAAAUGUACAAGAACUCUCUGGACUGCCUGCUGAGGAUCUACAACAAGGAAGGCAUCCGGGGCAUCAACCGCGGCAUGGUGACCACGCUCAUCCGCGAGACCCCGGGCUUUGGCGUCUACUUCCUGGCGUACGACGUGCUGACGCGCCACCUGGGCUGCGAGCCGGAGGAUCCCUACCUGAUCCCCAAGCUGCUGUUCGCCGGCGGCAUGUCAGGCAUCGCCUCCUGGAUCUCCACCUAUCCCGUGGACGUCAUCAAGUCCCGACUGCAGGCGGACGGCGUGGGCGGCGUGCACCGCUACGACGGCAUCGUCGACUGCGUGCGAAAGAGCGUGCGCAAGGAGGGCUGGAGGGUGUUCACCCGCGGCCUCACUUCCACGCUGCUCCGGGCCUUUCCGGUCAACGCCACCACCUUUGCCACCGUGACACUCUUCCUGCUGUACAUGCGCAAGGACGACGAGUGCAUCCUGACGGGCCCCGACCCGCAGGUGGCGCCCAUGCAGCCGCUGCAGCCGCAGGCGCAGGCCAGCAGCAUCUGAGCUCAGCCACGCCAAGCAGGAAGUCAUUAUCACUACAAAUCAGACAGGUGUAAUAUUUAAGAAUUAUCGGUGAGUCAGAUAAAACUGCAUUUGUACAUAUAUAGUCUGUUUUGUAUUCUUUUUUUUUUAAUGCUCAUUCAAGAAUAGAGCCCCAAUGUGGUUACAGGACUUACCGGUACUCUGAUGCAGAGUAUUAUGUGAAACGGCUGCUUUGUUCUCAUGUCCGCCGCCUUUGCUGUUCAAUCUUUAAUCAGACUUAAUUCGCAGUGUCAAACUACCAGAUUGUUUUUGUCUCGCUCCACACUACACUUUUUUGUUAUUUUUGGGUUAACAAAGGUGGGUGAGUCAAGUGAAACCUAAGUUCCCAAUCUUAGGUUUUAAGAAAAAACUCAAGACGUAAUGGGCACCCCUGGUAAACAUUCAAACACACAUCAUAACUGUUCCGCUUGAUAAAAAGGACUUUUCAAAUUCAUGUUCUAACCGAACCAGGAAACGUGACAGAUUAAACAAUAUUAAUUGAUUUCCGACUUACUUUAUUUCUGCCAGUUACUGGAAAAACACGAAGGUCAUGACUUGAGACUCCCACCUCUGACGGUUCCAAAUAUGGAAACACUUACUGUACAUACAUGAAAAUAUGACAUUUGUGUUCUGCGCUUACAGCCAUGUCAUUUUUGUUGUCUUUUUCUAAUACCUCCUUUUGAACCCCCGAAGGCAAAAACGAUCUGGUCCUGACUGAAUUUCAUAGGAAAUGAGUGACUCGGCUUCCGAAUUAACCAACUGUUGAGAAAAAAAAUGGUUGGAGCGAUGCUGUUACCAACUUGUGUUUGCUGCAAUAGUGUUUCAAAAGUGUAUUUGCAUUCGUCAAAAUGGUGGAAUUGCGAUUUAGGUAACUGUAUUAAGUCAUUGUACGGAGCAAGCUGACUUUCUCAUUGCAGUCAAGUCCAGUUUCUGCUCACUUCUUCCAUCACCGGUACCCUUCCUGUGUGAUCAUGCCCCAAUCAAAAAUCCAGAGAAAAGGAAACAAAAAUCCUGAUGAAGCCUAGUCUAAGUUUUGUUUUUGGAGGAUGCACCUGACAAUGCUAGACUAUCAUCAUCCCACUGCAGUGUAAAUUAGAAACCAAACGGUCGAUGCUGAGAAUGUGUAAUGGCAGUCUUGAAUGUCUCUCAAAAAAAAAAAAAAAAGUUAUUUUCUGAUCGAACCCAAAGGAUUGCAAGGCAUGUGUCGAAGCAGGGUGCUGGUGUUAAAUGAAACACAUCUCUGAAAGUCUGACUUAUUUUUCUACUCUUCUCUCACUAGAUUAUUUAUGCCCAUUUUGAAUACAAAAUCUGUUACAAUGUCAUAUGUGCUGAAAUGCUGUUAUAUGUGUCAUUGAUUGCCAAUAAAAGGCACGUUCUUGUUGAA